Molecule: messenger RNA, 2687 nt
Organism: Wasmannia auropunctata (little fire ant)
Lineage: Eukaryota; Metazoa; Arthropoda; Insecta; Hymenoptera; Formicidae
Gene: glo
Product: heterogeneous nuclear ribonucleoprotein H2
Exons: 9
Coding region: 290-1600 (436 amino acids)
Biological process (GO): regulation of RNA splicing
Cellular component (GO): ribonucleoprotein complex; nucleoplasm
Molecular function (GO): RNA binding
Source: RefSeq, a predicted model, not a curated record
UCAAUAUUCAGUGUCGAAAACAGUUUAAAGGUCGGCGAAAAUUCUCUUGUUGAUUUAUCCCGGUUUUUGUUUUUCUUUCCCUCUUUUUUUUUUUUGGUUUGUUAUUGUUUAUGCACGAUCGGAGUAUGUUUCUCGCAAGAACCAGCUUCUAAGAUGUCGACGUGAUAAACGUGGAAACGUCAUCCGUGUUUCGACCAGUUUCGAUAUCUUGAGGAGCUUCGGUUGUCGCGAGAUCGCUGAUGAUAUCUGGUAUUGUUUAGGAGGGGAUUGCACCUGAUUAGAAGAAGUUAUGUCGAGCGGCAGUGGCGAUCAUGAGGAGGAGGGUUACGUCGUUAAGGUACGUGGACUGCCGUGGUCCACCACUGUGGACGAGAUCAUGAAGUUCUUCGGCGACUGCUCGAUCUCGAACGGCAAGAAUGGAGUUCACAUGACUACGUCCCGCGAGGGACGUCCCAGCGGCGAAGCCUACGUGGAAAUGGACACUCCGGAAGAUAUCGAGAAGGCUUGCAAAAGAGACAGGGAUCACAUGGGCCACCGUUAUAUCGAAGUUUUUAAAGCAAAACGCGGCGAAAUGGAAUGGGUCGUGAAGAGGAGCGGUCUUAAUUUGGAGAACGCGAUGGACGACGGUUGCGUGAGACUACGCGGCCUGCCGUUUGGUUGUUCGAAAGAGGAAAUUGCACAGUUCUUCUCAGGGUUGGAGAUACUUCCGAACGGCAUUUCGCUACCGACAGACUACACGGGCCGCAGUACUGGGGAGGCUUACGUUCAAUUUGUUAACAAAGAUGUUGCGGAGCGCGCUCUGCAGAAACACAAGGAAAAGAUAGGACACAGAUAUAUCGAGAUCUUCCGAAGCAGCUUAUCCGAGGUACGCGCUAGUAUCGGGCCGAAAAUGCGCGGCGGUCCCAUGGGUGGCUUCAAUCAGAGGCCCGCGCCGUACACUCGUGGUGAUCGCUUCGGCGGGAUGAAUCGCUUUAACAACAACGGCAGAGGAUCCAGAAAUAGAGGUGAUUCCUUUCAUCUAUCGAAGUACGAAGACUAUCAUGCAGGACAGUACCGUAAUAGAGACUUAAUAUACAAUUCACGUACUAAUUCGUUACACUUCGACAACGGCCCGUGGGGAAACGGGAAUAACUACGGGUCCCGCGGCGGCAAUAUGGGAAUGCGCGGCAGCAUGGACAUGAAGGGCGGCAAUUACAGAGGCAACAAUGACUCCUGGGGCGGAAACUCCGGCGUGUACAGUAUCCAUAUGCGAGGACUGCCGUUCAAGGCGACGGAACAAGACAUAGCUGAUUUCUUCAGACCAAUCGAGCCGGUGAACGUCCGCAUUAUCCUUGAGAAUGGUGGCCGCCCGUCGGGAGAAGCUGACGUGGAAUUCGCGACUCACGAGGAAGCCUUGAAAGCAAUGUGCAAGGAUAAAAGUCACAUGUCGCACAGAUACAUCGAGCUGUUCAUGAACUCAACCGGCGGAUCGAAUAGCAUGUCAUUAAGUGGCAUCGGCAAUUUCUGUGGAGGCUUAGGUAAUAACUUCAGGCCAGGAUACUCGCCGAACAACAGAGGUUUCAACUCGCAGUUGGGCGGCAGCAAUUAUAACAGUUUUUGAGAUCGGGCAAUGCGUUUUUAACGCUAAACGAUUACCAUAAACAAAAAAUCAAAGAGAAACCUCUAAGUUACUUUGCUGCAAUAGUAGUCUUUUUUUUUCUUUUAUUUUCUUAUUCGCAUAGUCGUGAAUUAUAUAUUAAAUAUUAAUGGUAAGCCAAAUUCAUAGUGUGUAAGUCUCCUAUUAUUUGCUUUUAUAACAUACAGGGUGCGGUUAAAGUUUUACUACAAAUGUUCUGAUAUAUUUGAUUGGUCAAUCAGAAGAAAGAACUUUACUAACCAAUUUUACUUGGCCAAUCAAAGAACGCUUCAAAUUUGUAACAUCAAAUUGACCGUAUCCAAAAGUGUGUUAUUUACAAAAUGUGUACUUUACAUUGAAUGUAUAAUUGCCACGAGUGAAUACCUAAAGGUGGAGAGACAAAUUCUCCUUUAUCUUCGAUAAUUUAAUUUUUGUUCUCUUCGUUUAAACUGAGCGCAAUGUCAACAGACAAUCGUACGUCGCCUGAGAUGAAACACGAACUGAAUUCCUUGAGGAAAAUAUAUUGGAGAGGAGUGUUAUUUUAAGUUUACAAUUCGAUUGAACUAAACGCGAAAAAGAUAUUUCUUGUUUUCUACGGCGACGUACAUGAUACAUCUUCUGAUCAAAUGAUUAGAAUUAUAAUUUUAUAUAGCGCAUGUCGCGUUAAUGGCUUUGAGCUUAGACGUGAUUAAUUGUCAAUAUGCGUCGGGAACGAGCUGUAAAGCGCAAAAAAAAAAUACGAUUGUAAUAUACACGCGACUGACUAGUAGUUCGCCAUCGCGCAUCUCAACAAGUUCAUUGUACUGUCUUAUGUAUUGUAACGUGCGGGGAUCCCAAGUCUGAGAGAGCCGCUCACACAUCAUUUAUCGUAUGCAAUGUACUAUACGACAUAUUAUAUAACCUUGGAAUAAGAAUUAGUAUUCAUGUAGGUAUUACGAAUCCUAAGGAGAAGCUCUAGAUCUCCUCGAUAUCAUUUACGUUGUGUAUAAUUAAAUAUAAUCUUGACGCAUAAGCCUAAGUUUCGGUUUAUAUUCUCUCAAAUGUUUGAAUAAAAAAAAAGAGGUGAAACAAC